Messenger RNA from Penicillium samsonianum, 735 nucleotides. Its product is annotated as FAD-dependent oxidoreductase. Bases 1 to 735 code for a protein of 244 amino acids. Lineage: Eukaryota; Fungi; Ascomycota; Eurotiomycetes; Eurotiales; Aspergillaceae. The transcript is spliced from 2 exons. The record is from RefSeq and is a predicted model, not a curated record. Gene Ontology annotation, molecular function: FAD binding.
AUGACUUCUCCAAAAAGACCAUUCCGUGUCAUCGUGGUAGGUGGCGGCGUGGGAGGCCUGACAGCAGCUCACACCCUCCUCCGGGCCAAUAUCGACUAUGUGGUCCUGGAGAAAGGUGUGAUUGCUCUACGAAAAGGGGCCAGUAUUGGUAUUUAUCCACAGGGGUCUCGCAUUCUAGACCAAAUCGGAUGCUUGCAACGGGCGCGUGAAUGUGCCGACUGCCCCAUCUCCAGCACACAGGUCUUCGGAGAGCUUUGGAAGACACGCAUCCGGGGAGAGCUGGUCAAUGUCGAAGAAGGUCUCUUUAACCAUAUGUAUUUUGGGCGUGUCGUUCUCGCUGGCGAUGCUAUCCACAAGAUGACCCCCAAUGUCGGGUUGGGCGGUAACUCAGCUAUGGAGAGCAUUGUGCUUCUGUCCAACCUGCUCAAUCGGGCCAUCGAGCUCCACCCUGAUGAUCAUCCGGAUGCGAAGAUAGUUGAGCAGGUGCUGUCAGAGUAUCAAAGUUUGACUAAGGAGCGCAUGCGCAAAGUCAUCGACUUCUCCAAUCUUGCUACGCGCAUCCAGGCUUGGGAUACGCCUUUCCACAAAAAUUGCAAGAGAAAUGCCAUUACCUUCCUUUUCAAUGUUCCCUUCAAUCACAACAGUGACAUCUCUCCCAAUAUGGGAUCGAAGUUGAGCCAUAUCGCUGGCUGGUUCAGAUUGAGUGUUGAUGUCAACCCCCUUGAACUGUUGUAA